AUUUUGCCGGAUGAGACAACCUACCAGUUGUUGCGGCUCUUGGAAGAGAGAGAAAGAGAGAGAGAGAGAGAGAGAGAGAGACUUUUUUUAGGGAGUGAGAGAGAAAAUAUUUAGAGAGACAGAGAGAUGGCGACUGCCAUGGAGAUGGGAUCUCAGUGCCACCAGCAAAAUCACUACUACUACCACUUCCAACCACUCUCUUUGAUCCUUUGAGAGUUUGGAAACCAGACUGUAGCUUUCUUCUUCUACUUCUUCCUCUUCUUCUUCUUCUUCAUCUCUUUCAGUGGUUGCUCAAAGAGUAGGAAUGGAAUAUCGAAAGAAUAUCGAAUAUUCUUCUGUUAGGACUUUUGGGUUUGUUUCUGCAUAUUUGAUCUGUGGUUUCUGCUUGGGUCCCUUAAAGAAGCUCGAUGGGUUCCCGGUUCCCAUCUCAUCAACUCAGCAAUGGCCUAUAUGUAUCAGGCCGGCCUGAGCAGCCAAAAGAAAGGACUCCAACAAUGAGCUCAGUAGCCAUGCCUUAUACUGGUGGUGAUAUAAAAAAGUCAGGAGAGUUGGGGAAAAUGUUUGAUAUCCCUAUGGAUGGUUCUAAGUCUAGGAAAUCUGGACCAAUAACCGGUCCUCCUUCAAGGGCUGGAUCUUUUGGAGGUGCUGCUUCACAUUCAGGUCCCAUCAUGCCAAAUGCUGCAGCUAGGGCAGCCUAUACAACAUCAGGUCCUGUUCCUUCUUCAGCUUCUGUAAAAAAGACAAAUUCUGGGCCUCUUAAUAAACACGGAGAACCUGUGAAGAAGUCAUCUGGUCCUCAAUCAGGUGGAGUGACACGACAGAACUCUGGCCCUAUACCAGUUCUACCUGCAACCGGUCUUAUAACAUCUGGACCCAUUUCUUCAGGGCCACUAAAUUCAUCUGGGGCCCCUAGAAAGGUAUCAGGUCCUUUAGAAUCUAUGGGAUCAAUGAAAGCACAAGGUGCUUCUGUAGUUCACAAUCAGGCUGUGACCAAUCUGAGCCAAGGCGACGAGUAUUCCUUCAGAAGAAAUUUCCCAAAGCCAAUACUGUGGUCUGUGAUACUGAUAUUUGUAAUGGGGUUCAUAGCUGGUGGUUUUAUUCUUGGAGCAGUUCACAAUGCCAUUCUCCUCAUUGUCGUGGUAAUUCUUUUCGGCACAGUUGUUGCAUUAUUCACUUGGAAUACUUGUUGGGGAAGAAGAGCUAUCAUAAAUUUCAUUUCUCGCUAUCCUGAUUCUGAGCUUAGAACUGCUAAAAAUGGACAACUCGUGAAGGUCUCUGGGGUGGUAACGUGUGGUAAUGUGCCCCUUGAGUCAUCCUUCCAAAAAGUUCCUAGAUGUGUGUAUACAUCAACAAGUUUAUAUGAAUAUCGAGGAUGGGAUUCAAAGCCAGCAAACUCUACACAUCGCCGUUUUACAUGGGGACUUAGAUCAUCAGAGAGGCAUGUGGUAGACUUCUACAUCUCUGAUUUCCAAUCUGGCUUGAGGGCGUUGGUUAAGACUGGUUAUGGAGCAAGGGUGACUCCUUAUGUUGAUGACUCUGUUGUUAUUGAUGUUAAUCCAGAGAACAAAGAUUUGUCUCCAGAGUUCGUCAGGUGGUUGGGCGAGAGGAAUCUUUCAAGUGAUGAUCGUAAAAUGCGACUAAAAGAAGGGUACAUCAAAGAAGGUAGCACAGUUAGUGUGAUGGGAGUUGUCCAGCGAAACGACAAUGUGCUUAUGAUUGUCCCUCCACCUGAACCGUUGGCCACCGGAUGCCAAUGGGCGCAAUGCAUCUUUCCUGCUAGCCUCGAGGGUAUUGUUUUGAGAUGUGAAGAUGCAUCGAAAAAUGAUGUUAUACCUGUUUAGUUGAAGUAUAUGCUGGGCUCAAAACUUGCUCAGGCAUCUUCUGAGAAAUAUUUUGUAUCCAAAAUUGAAAUCAAUGGAGGUACUGGUGAUGGCUUUUGUAGUUGUAAGCAGCAAGGGGUGUGGUGAUGGUUUAAGGUGAUCAUAUGGUUUUCCUCUCUUUUUUUUUUUAUUAAUUUUUUUCUUUUCCUAUUUUCUUAUUCUUUUCUUGCGUUUUAGCUUGGUGUAUAAUUUUUAGGAAUAUGUUUCUAUUAUUUUUCCUAGGUUUGGAAAGCUUUUGUUAAUGGGUGUGGCUUGAUGUAGUGGCAAAUUUUACAUGUUUGCGCAGACUGCAAAAGUACCUUAUAAAAUGGAAGGUGUUAUAUAAUUCAUGAGUUUGAUA
This is a messenger RNA of Ziziphus jujuba (common jujube), 2220 nucleotides long. RefSeq lists its product as uncharacterized. The record is from RefSeq and is a predicted model, not a curated record. Bases 408 to 1841 code for a protein of 477 amino acids. The transcript has 6 exons. Lineage: Eukaryota; Viridiplantae; Streptophyta; Magnoliopsida; Rosales; Rhamnaceae.